AUCAAACAAAGCCAACUAACCUAUCAUUCCAAGCAUACCUCCUUCCUCAAGUCAUCACAUCAGCUCAACAAAGGCCAUCAACUCCAUCAUCAACUAAACAAAAUCAACAAUGCCCACAGACUCUUCCUCUACCUAUUCAAGACAAGAAACACCCUUUCCUCUUCUAACACCGCCCAUAUCAUGGAACAGAGUCUAAAGUCACAACGUGCCACUUUUACUGAAUCAGAAAAAAUCAAACUAUCUUCAUCAAACAAAGUUCACAACUUCACUUCCACACCACUGCCACCUGAUGCCAUCUCUUUACUCAACAAAGGAACUAACUUCAUCCCUACCACCACCACGCCAAGCAUCUCUUCUCUCCAAAAAACCAUCGAAUCUGAAGUCAACACAGCCCUCUGUUCCCUUAUCCGCAAGAAAAACCACACUACCAAGCUCAACUCAUCUAAAACUUCCAAAUCACUUCUCCGUUUCCAUCCUUACCGCAAUCAGAUGCAUCCACUUCCUUUACUACAACAAGAACAAUCACGACCUCACUUCAACCUUCACCUCAUCGACUAUGUUCACAAUACUGUUUCUUUCACUAAAGAAUUUUGA
Porites evermanni is the source of this 594-nucleotide messenger RNA. The record is from the annotation of a GenBank genome assembly. NCBI's taxonomy places the organism in Eukaryota, Metazoa, Cnidaria, Anthozoa, Scleractinia, Poritidae.